This is a messenger RNA of Podarcis muralis (Common wall lizard), 4054 nucleotides long. NCBI's taxonomy places the organism in Eukaryota, Metazoa, Chordata, Lepidosauria, Squamata, Lacertidae. The record is from RefSeq and is a predicted model, not a curated record.
GCCCUCUCCCAGCUACCUCUCACUUUGGAGAAGCUGGAUUACAGGGGGAUUGUGGCCCAGGCAUGCCGGCUCUGCUCCUUCCCAUUGGCUGGGAAAGCCUCUUAAAAGUGGAGAAGUGGUUUCUUUCUGCUAGAUCAGCAACCUAUGAUUCUUUAGCGACUUUAAAACAUAAGCAGCUGCUGACCCACAUCCAUGCGGUAAACACUUUGGUGCUUGAGCUGCAGGCUUCGCAGAGCCAAGGGGACUCUGGAGGAGGGUCUGGAAGCAGCUAUUGACCACCACAAGAAGACCCCAUCUGCACCAGGCUUUCAGGAUCUUUGAGAGCUGAGGUUUUUGCUGGCUAGGAAAGAAGGAUGCAAGAAAUCAGAAGGCUUCUUCCAGGGGUUCUCAUUGGAUGCCUGUCAUGGAGUGAGUUCUGAAAGGUUGUCCCCUCCUUCUUCAAACUAGCCCUAGGCACCAGGAAGCACUCCUUGGAUCCUUCUCCUUGGAAGUCAAAAAGUGAAAGGGAAGGCACAGCCUCACCCAAGCACCACUCAUCUCGCUUGCCUUUGGGUUCCUCCCCUGGUUGACCAAUGGGGAAGGGCCAUGCUGAGGACGGCCACCUGCCAGAAAGAGCAAAGCCUCCAGAUGGUGGCUGGGGCUGGAUAGUACUGUUUGGUUGCUUUGUCAUCACUGGCUUUUCCUAUGCCUUUCCAAAGGCAGUGAGCAUAUAUUUCAAGGAGCUGAUGCAUGACUUCCAUGUGGGCUAUAGUGACACAGCUUGGAUCUCAUCUAUCAUGCUGGCUAUGUUGUAUGGAACAGGGCCUGUGAGCAGCAUUUUGGUGAACCAGUUUGGGUGCCGGCCUGUGAUGCUUGUUGGGGGGCUCCUGGCUUCCUCUGGGAUGAUUCUAGCCUCCUUCACCACCAACAUUAUUGAGCUGUACCUGACAGCUGGUGUACUGACAGGUUUAGGCAUGGCUCUGAACUUUCAGCCUUCUCUGAUCAUGUUAGGUUCCUACUUUGACAAGCGCAGACCUCUAGCCAAUGGGCUCGCUGCGGCCGGGAGUCCCGUCUUCCUUUCAGCCCUCUCUCCACUGGGCCAAGUCUUGCUGGAGAAGUUUGGCUGGCGAGGGGGAUUCCUCAUCAUGGGGGGGCUCCUGCUUAACUGCUGCACCUGCGGAGCAGUCAUGAGACCCCUGGAACUGAACAGGAAGAAGAAAGGAGAGGAAGCCCAGGACAAAUAUGAAGCCAAAGAAAUGCUGCCCAUGGGAGGAAGGGCUGAAGAGGCUGUCAGCACCACGGACAGCGCCAAGAAGUCAAACAAAGCCAAGAAGAAGAAGCCCAAGAAAGGGAAGAAGCUGUUGGAUUUUUCCAUCUUUAAAAACCGGGGUUUCGUCAUUUACGCCAUUGCCAAGUUCAUCAUGGUCUUAGGUCUCUUUGUGCCCACCAUAUUGCUAGUCAACUAUGCCAAGGACUCAGGAGUGCCAGACAAAGAGGCCGCUUUCCUCCUGUCCAUCAUUGGUUUCAUAGACAUCUUUGCCCGCCCAUCCUGCGGGGUGCUUGCUGGGCUGAAGCGGGUGCGGCCCCACGUGACCUACUUGUUCAGCUUCGCUAUGCUCUUCAAUGGCCUGACAGAUAUCUUCAGCGCCAGGGCCACCGAUUACACGGCCCUUGUCAUUUUCUGCAUUUUCUUUGGCAUCUCCUACGGGAUGGUGGGGGCCCUGCAGUUUGAAGUCCUCAUGGCCAUCAUUGGGUCCCAGAAGUUCUCCAGCGCCAUCGGGCUUGUGCUGCUCAUUGAGGCCUUUGCUGUGCUCAUCGGACCACCCACUGCAGGACGAUUGGUGGAUGCGCUCAAGAAAUACGAGGUUAUCUUCUACCUGGCUGGCUCAGAGGUUGUGUUGUCGUCUCUGUUCCUGGCUGUGGCUUCUUACUGCUGCCUGAGCAGGAAGGAAAAGAAGAACUCUCAGCCAGAGAACCCUCCUGCAGGCGGAGGUGGCAGUGAAACAGAGGAAGCAGAAUCAGAUGUCCCGGAAGCAGAGGACCACCCUGGAGACAAUCACCACCUCUCCCGCAACAUUAACAAUGCAGGGGGUGAUGCAGUGAACCACAUUGCAGAGAACAGGAACGUGGAUGGAGCCGGCAGGCCGGAAGGGGAGGGUGUAGCUUUGGUACCGGGGGGCUGCGAUGCUGACCAGACAGUGGAAAGAGACAGUUUUUAGCUAUGUGGAGCUCAGCUUUGAUGAACAAGAGACAAUGUUGCUAUUGUAUGGGGUCUGGUCCAACCUAAGGAGGAGCGUAUAUGGAAAACGGAUGUUUCUGGAUGCUGGGAUGAGAUAGACCGAGUCUCAAGAAUAGUGAUGUUUAUAUGUGUAAAGGCACAAUGGUACAGUGGUACCUUGGUUUUUGAGCGUCUCAGAAGUUGAACGUUUCAGCUUUCGAAUGCUGAAAAUCUGGAAGUAAAUGCUUCUAUUUUUUAAUGCUUUUUGGAAGCCAAACAUGCCAUGUGGUUUCCGCAUUGAGUUUUCCAGACGUAAUUGCUUCUGGAAAUGCAUGCUUCGGUUUUCAUAUGUUUCGGAAGUCGAAUGGUUUUCCGGAACAGAUUAAGUUCGAAAACUGAGGUUCCACUAUACUGUGAAUGGAAAUUUGAAGGAAUACAAGCCACAGAGCUCCCCUGAAUGGCUUGCAGAAUUAUGUAAUGCUUUUCAACACAGCGGGGGGUUGUCCCCCAUGUACUGACAAACACUUAAAUUAGGAGAUUUUAAUGAUCAGUCUAUCUUUGAUACCUUUUUCUAAGCUACCUCUACUAAUCCAGAGCUCAGCAAAGGAGGCCAUCACAUUGUAAUCCUUACCCUUCGAAAUGGUUUUCCCAGUUUUGUCAAAGGUGUAGAGCAUAUUAGGAACAUAGCAAGCUGCCUUAUGCUGAGUCAAACUCUUGGGUCCACUUCAGUCAGUAUUGUCUGCACUGACUGGCAGCUGCUCUCCAGAGUUUCAGACCAAGGUCUCUCCCAGUUCUACCUAGAGAUGUCAGCUUGCGACCUUCUGCAAGAAGAGCCUUUAACAGUUUCCGUAUGUAGAAUGGGGAGAGGAGUACCAUAUAGAUCGGAAAGUCAUAUAUCCAUUUUGAAAGACUGGCUGUGUGCCAAAUCUUCAACGAGAGAGAAGGUAUGUAGCUAAGGAGAUGCCAACUAUUGGCCACAUUUCUGUUGGAAAAAGAAGCUUCCACCAGUCCUAAGUGGACGUCAGGUGGCUGCUAUGUAGACCAGACUGUGUAACGAGAGAGGGUUUUCCCCUCUGGCCUAAAACAGGGAUGGAAGACGGUAGAAUGAUUACGCUUUCAGGGAUGCCAAGUAAAUGUUCAAUGCAAACAUUUCAGGUAAGUCAUGCCAUUAGCUCAGCCCUCUAAUGUAGCCCUAAUGAGAGGAAAAUGCCUUCUAUUUUUUUUUUUUUUUGGCAAAAAAUGCACCCUUAGUGUUCUAUCCACAACAGGGCUUCUGUCCCUUUAAGGUGUUCUACGGCAGGUAAAAGUUAUUCAGUGUUGCUACAGCAGGAAAAACGGUACCCGUUGGUUGUUGCGCUCUUUCAAAGCUCCUAAAGGGAAAGAAACCUUGUUAUUCUUUUUGCAGUAUGGCCAGCCUAUUCCAUUGGCCAGGGAUUGCCGCAGGCCAGGAUAGCUCUAGCUACUUUUAACUUCAAAGCCUCUGCCCCACUGUGCUACUGUCCUCCUCUGGUGGGAAAGCUUUGUGGCUGGAAAGAGGCCAAACCAAGCAGCAUCCAUCAUCUAUAAACAAAAAAGCCUUUCCUUUUAUUGCAUAGUAUGAGAUGGUCACAGGAGUCUGGGCAGGGGUUAAGAAAAAGUGGAUGCAUCUUCUGAGCCUGCCUUUAAUACAUAAAUCUAUCCUUUGUUCUUUACCCAGCAGGGCUGCUUGUAGCCUUUCUGUAGCCAGAGGUAGAAAUACUAAGCACCCAUGAGUAAUGCCCUAUAUUUGUGCUGUUUUGUAUGCCAAUUCAGAAUUUGCUUUACCUUCCAUUCUACUGGAAGAAUUACCCUUUGGAAAUUGAAAGCUUUGUGUGUGUG